Cokeromyces recurvatus is the source of this 536-nucleotide messenger RNA. RefSeq lists its product as uncharacterized. Lineage: Eukaryota; Fungi; Mucoromycota; Mucoromycetes; Mucorales; Mucoraceae. Bases 17 to 460 code for a protein of 147 amino acids. The record is from RefSeq and is a predicted model, not a curated record. The transcript has a single exon.
UCCCUCGUAAAUUAUAAUGAUAAUGAAUAGUAUUCCAACACCACCCGAAUCACCAGAGUUAGAUUAUUUACCAUUUGAUAGUAGCCCAUUUGAAGGAAUCAUGUGUGGAACAUGUAAUAAAGCUCUUGGGCCAGACUGGUUUUGUUCAGAUUGUCAUAGAAAAUGCGAUAAUUGUAAUCGAUUUUUAUGUGAUGAUGACGGAUAUUGUUCUCGAUGUUGGGUAUUUGAUCCAGUUCAACAAAGAUUGAUACAAAAGAUUGAAAAACGUUAUUCUUCUCCAUUUCUUCAAGCCUUUUAUCAACAACAUUAUUAUCGAAAUAUAUUAGACUUUGCUUUAGCCUAUCGCCCUACUCUACCUUCAUUAAUGCCUUCCCCUUCAAAUUCAACAGGAUCCGAAUCUAAUAAUAAUAAUAAUAAUAAUAACGAAGUAAACUCUCAUAGCACCACAUUGUCAAAAUAAUUAUUUAUUGUAAAUAUAUACAACCUGUACUAUAUAUAUCCUCUGUUUUCUUUUCUCUCUUCCUCUCUCCUUCCCU